AAAAGGAGGUUUUCUCCUCAGCGAGCAUCAGUCUCAUCUGAACACAGACUUGACUUCUCUUCACCUGGUGAACUCUGAGCUGCUACAAUGGCCGAUGACUGUGUCCAGGAAAAGUUCGACAAGUAUGCUGGUAACGAUGGCCUCUUAAGCGAAGAAGAAUUGAGGAAAAUGAUUGAAACAGAAAUCGGCGACGACUGUCGCAUGAAAGAGAGACUCCUCAAGCGUGUCCCCAAAAUAAUUAAGAGGAAGGAUGAUGACGGUGAUGGCCAGCUCAGCUUUGAGGAGUUUAAAGUCUUCUCCCGUUUGGUGAAGAAACUUCAAGAGAAGAAGGAGAAGGGCCAGCCCCUUGAUGAUGAUUCAGAAUAAAAACAGACCAUCAAGUGCAAAAGUGUAAAACACUCAAAUGGCAAAAGUUCCAACAAUGUACACGGUUUUAUCAAAGAAGUCUGUGUUUAAUCCUGGAAGAGAAUAAACUCUUAAAUUGUGA
Stegastes partitus (bicolor damselfish) is the source of this 487-nucleotide messenger RNA. RefSeq names its product protein S100-G-like. The record is from RefSeq and is a predicted model, not a curated record. Lineage: Eukaryota; Metazoa; Chordata; Actinopteri; Pomacentridae. Bases 88 to 366 code for a protein of 92 amino acids. Gene Ontology annotation, molecular function: calcium ion binding. The transcript is spliced from 3 exons.